Lactuca virosa is the source of this 627-nucleotide messenger RNA. The record is from the annotation of a GenBank genome assembly. NCBI's taxonomy places the organism in Eukaryota, Viridiplantae, Streptophyta, Magnoliopsida, Asterales, Asteraceae.
AUGGGAAAAUGGGAUGUUGGAUCACUCCUGACAUCUUACCCUGAGUGUGAAGGACGGGUUCCUGCCCAUGAAGACCCAAGGAUUCUUGCUUCUCAGACUUCUUUCAGUGUUAGUGAGGUUGAAGCACUAUUUCAGCUAUUCAAGAGCAUAAGCAGUUCUCUAGUUGAUGAUGAACUAAUUAGCAAGGAAGAAUUUCUACUAGCUUUGUUCAAGAACAAAUGGAAAAAGAAAUCGUUUGCAAAUAGGAUUUUUAGUCUUUUUGACGUUAAGCAUAAGGGAGUUGUCUUCAUUAUCUUGGAUGAGGCUGAUAUUGGUCUUGUUAUGGGCAUCCAAGGAACUGAAGUUGCAAAACAAAGCAGUGACAUCAUUAUCUUGGAUGAUGAUUUUGCUUCAGUCGUAAAGGUACUGUCUUAUUUUGCUGUGGGAAGCAUAACUACAUUCAUCAUAUUCUUCCAUCAGUUCUUGUCACUUAUAAUUCUUUAUCAAGAGAGAGUAAACAGAAGCUUGAGGAGUUAUUACAGAAGUGGUCUGAAUGGCAUAAUCAACAUCAAUCUUCAUCUCAUGAUUCAAAUACUGAGGUGGAAUCUGGUGAAGGGAUGUAUUUUCCAGCUCUUAAUGUUGGUCUAG